GUUAAUUUUCACGAAACAACUCUCUCGCCAUACCGUGCGCAACUCCCACAAUGCAUGUGCCAUUUCUCAAUGUCCUCCUCGCAGGCUCAACCUUCCUAGCCACCGCCCUUGCCCAAGGCGUCUCGUUUACAGAGUGGCCUACAAGCGUGACAGCCGGACAACCAGCGACGUUGAAAUGGACCAGCGGGACAGACGCUCCCACAACCAUCACGCUGCGCAAAGGCGCCUCAACGGACCUUGGCAACGUCGCCGUCUUGACCAACGACGCAAAGAAUGGCGAAUACACCUGGACGCCGAGCACCGACCUGCCGAAUGGCAGCGACUACGCCUUUCAGAUCAGCCAGGGCGAUCAGGUGAACUAUUCGGGGCUGAUAUCGCUCGGUGGGGGCAGCGAUGACCCUGCCGCUGCUGCUUCACUGACACAGAUGGGAACUGUAGACGCAAGCAGCAGCACUGCGGCGCCAGAAUCUACUACCGCUAGCGCCAGUGCGGCAGAUGUGAGCAGCACGUCUGCACCUGAGAGAACCAAUGCGCCGGAGAGCACUUCUGCACCAACGUCUGCGCCAACAUCUGCGCCAGAGAAGACAACGGCUGGUAGCACGACCAGCGCGAGUGAGGCCAAGGCCACGACAGAGUCAGGGCAGCCGUCGGCGCCGGGCUCCGUUGCGCGCCCGUCGCUUAUGAACACACCGUUUCAAGCUGCGCACGGCGAUGCGUCGUCGACGGACUCCGCGGAGUCGAGUAUGCAGACUGGUGGUGUGGGAUGUGUUUCGGUUUCGGUUCCAUGGGUGAUGGGCGUUGGGUCGGUUGGGUUGAUGUUGCUUCUUCAGUAG
Messenger RNA from Talaromyces proteolyticus, 833 nucleotides. RefSeq names its product Ser-Thr-rich glycosyl-phosphatidyl-inositol-anchored membrane family-domain-containing protein. NCBI's taxonomy places the organism in Eukaryota, Fungi, Ascomycota, Eurotiomycetes, Eurotiales, Trichocomaceae. Bases 51 to 833 code for a protein of 260 amino acids. The transcript is spliced from 2 exons. The record is from RefSeq and is a predicted model, not a curated record.